This is a messenger RNA of Akanthomyces muscarius, 1548 nucleotides long. RefSeq lists its product as uncharacterized. The coding region runs from base 1 to 1548 and encodes 515 amino acids. Gene Ontology annotation, molecular function: oxidoreductase activity; zinc ion binding. Lineage: Eukaryota; Fungi; Ascomycota; Sordariomycetes; Hypocreales; Cordycipitaceae. The record is from RefSeq and is a predicted model, not a curated record. The transcript has 4 exons.
AUGGCUUCGGACCCUAUUGCAUCAAAGUCAUUUGACGAGGUUACAGAGGGCGCUGAUAAUGAUUCGACACGUAUCCAGGCGUUUUGCCAAGAUCGACGCAAUGUCUCGGAUCGUACGUGGAAGGCCAAGUUUCUUUCUGAUCACUUUGAAGGACCACAGCCGGAUAAGAUCCUAGUCAGGCUACUUGAAGACCCGAGCUAUGAAGACCCAAGGAAUAAUUUGACCGUUUGGGCCAGACCGGACCCUGCUGUGACAGCUUUGGCAGCUUAUUGUCAGGCUCAGCUUCAAGGACUAGGCCUUGAUAUCUGGUUGACGCCCCAGCACGGUCUCCACAUGACUGUCCUCGUUGUCGCGGAGCUUUCUCUCGUUCUUAUACCCGUCAUUACUUCUUACGGCCAAGUCGACACCGCCACGCACCUGGUGAUGGCUUGCGAAUCAGAAGCAAUUGUUGCAAGAGGCCCUUUCUCGGAAGGAAAAUGGGCUCUAGAACCGGUAAAAUUGCGUGAACUCCACCAGGAUGAAGUCUUGGUUCAGAUGGUUGCGUCUGGCAUUUGCCAUACAGAUCUUCAUUGCGGAGAUACAUCAGCCGAUGCUGGAGUGCCUGGUGUUUACUAUCCCCGCGUGCUUGGCCAUGAAGGCUCCGGCUACGUGGUGCGAACUGGAAGCGCAGUAAAAAGCGUACAGGCUGGUGACCCAGUUCUCCUGUCGUUCGCAUACUGUGGAGAGUGCUAUGUUUGUACUUCUGGGCCGCCCUCACACUGCAUCAAGUUCUUCGACAUCAAUUUUAUGGGAGAGCCUGUUUUUGAAGGGGGCAUUGGCGGCAGAUUCUUUGGCCAGUCUAGCCUUGCUCGCCAUUCCGUUGUGAGCGACAAGUGUGUUGUCAAUGUCGCCGGCCGUGGCCUCAGCAAAGACGAUCUGAAGCUUCUUGCGCCUCUGGGAUGUGGUCUACAAACAGGGAGCGGUACAGUCAUCAACGUUGCUAGGGCUGGCCCCAAGGACUGUGUCACAAUUGCUGGCAUGGGAGGUGUUGGACUUGCGGCGAUUAUUGCCGCCAAGAACAAAGGGUGUAAGGCGAUUAUCGGCCUUGACAGGGUCGAUAGUCGGCUAGUCCUAGCCAAGUCUCUAGGAGCGACGCAUGUUAUCAACACGACAAAUCUCGAAAUGAAAGACAUUGUUGAGAAGAUCAAGGAAGCCAGUGAAGGCCUCGGCUCUACAAUCAGCAUCGACACAACGGCCUUUCCACCUCUUGUCUCUGCACAGGUUGAUGCGACACGAUAUAUGGGGAAAAUAAUUCAGGUGGGAACGGGUAUGCCCAACGCAAAUCUUGCUCUCCACAUGCAGAGUUUCAUGGUGAGCGGCAAGCAGUAUUUCGGGGCUGUCCAGGGACACGCCAAAACGAGCGAAUAUAUCCCAGAAAUGAUAAAAUGGUGGCGGGACGGGAAGUUCCCCAUUGAGAAGUUGGUCACUUUUUUUGAGCACGAAAACUACGCUCAGGCUCUAGAGGCCAUGGGCCGUGGAGAGGCAAUCAAGCCUGUGAUUGUUUGGUAG